AUUCCACACAUCCUCUCCUCACAAUCUAUUAGCUCAGUCAGAAUGUCCUUUGAACUUAGCCCCGUGGAAAAGCACGAGUUGCGCGAUGUUAUUAAUAUGCUUUUCAAAGCCUAUGAUAGCGAGUCUGCCUUCGUUAAUGCUAUCUACCCGUAUACUUUGACUGAGGAUGGUAUCAAUGGCCUUGACAUGGUCGUCGCUCGCCUCGAAUACCUACGCGAUGUACUUGAUCCGAGUACCCAAUGGUGGAAAGUCACCGACAUAAGCACUGGCGAGAUUAUCUUAGCUUCGCAGUGGAACGUGUACUACAAAGACUCGGAGAAGCCCCCACCGAUGCACCUUGAUGGCCCUCCUAAAGCAUGGAAGGACGAGACAGAGAAGAAGUAUGCUAUCGAGAUGUUUAAGAACUUCAUCGCGCCUAGGGAGGCAAAAUAUGCUAAGGAUGAUGUACAUGCCCCGAUCAUAUGUCUAAACAUUAUGGGAACUACUCAGAAGCACCGAAGCAAAGGGGCUGCAUCUCUACAGAUAGCCUACUACAACGAGUUAGCUGAUAAGCUCGAUGCCUUUAUCACUACUGAGUCCACCAUAGCUGCGGAGAGACUGUACAAGAAAUAUGGGUAUGAACCUAAACAGGAGUUCGUGGUAGAGGCGAUUUCGGAGGAAUUUGCCAGUCGACCAAAGGAGAAACUAAUCUUCAUGGAGCGCGAAAGACGUUCCAAGCGAGGAGACGUACAUAAGUGAGGAUGUUCCGCGAUGCAGCCAAGCAUAAGAU
This is a messenger RNA of Pseudovirgaria hyperparasitica, 769 nucleotides long. RefSeq lists its product as uncharacterized. NCBI's taxonomy places the organism in Eukaryota, Fungi, Ascomycota, Dothideomycetes, Acrospermales, Acrospermaceae. The transcript has 3 exons. The record is from RefSeq and is a predicted model, not a curated record. The coding region runs from base 43 to 738 and encodes 231 amino acids.